CUCCCCGCCUCACCUUCCGUCCGUUCGCUUGUCCUCCAGGAAGUUCCUUUCCAUUUCGUUCAUUCGGCAUCGACUUGCAUCCCUUAACUUAGUGCAAUGGCCCGAUCUGCAUUCUGGAUGUUGAUCGCUCUUGCUGUUCAGGUUCUCAUGGCAUUUGCGGCUCCUACUGCCUCACCGAUCUCCUUCUUGGUUCCCACAUCGAACGGUGGCUCUCUUCUGGACGAUGCGGGUAGUGGAGUGGGGGAACCGUUGAACGUCAUAAUCUCUGGCGCGAGCUCACCGGACGUUCUCACGGACGACGGGUUCACGAACUUUGCUCGAGCUGCGGGGAUGUCGACAGAAUGCUUGGGAUUUCACCUCGGUGAUCCUCAGAGCGCAAACCUUGGCGAUGGCAACGGCGCGGUGAAUCAAACCGUCGAGCUGCGUGAGGAUUAUGGCGACUCCGAGGUCGGGACAUGUCUCGAGACGCUCAUCGGAGGAAAUCACUUGAGGAUGUUCCGUCAGAAUGGUACCGAGGCCAAUACCGGUGCUCUUUUCCUUGCUGUGUCGAAAGAGGAGCCUGUCACGGAGAGUCAUACCAUUAUACCCGACGGCUAUGACAUCGGGAGGGACCUCUUCGUUACAGCAGCUUCCGGAACCACCUCUUUCGAUGGUGUCACAUAUUCCACCGUUGCUCAGAAUAUCACAGGAUUGAUUGCUCCUGGUAGCACUAGCAUUAACCACGAUAUCGCAAUAGAUGGAAUCGUCACGCUCUUGACGGUGACCAUCGUUUGAGCUCGUUUCCCUCUUCAGGACUGGCACACACACACUCCUUCGCUCACUCGCUUUUCCGGGAUACAGCAACUCUUGGAUGAUGUUCUCCACUGGGACUUUGGAUGCAUUGAUUUAUUGAUCUAUUAACGAAACCUCACGUCGUACCUGUAUCCCCAUUCAUGACCUAACGACCUUUGACGAUUUUUACGAAGUUGAAGGACAAACAUCGAUGAUAUGUUUGGGUGAAGUUGAGACUGUAAAUGUC
Stereum hirsutum FP-91666 SS1 is the source of this 1018-nucleotide messenger RNA. RefSeq lists its product as uncharacterized. Lineage: Eukaryota; Fungi; Basidiomycota; Agaricomycetes; Russulales; Stereaceae. The transcript has 9 exons. The coding region runs from base 97 to 774 and encodes 225 amino acids. The record is from RefSeq and is a predicted model, not a curated record.